Messenger RNA from Sitophilus oryzae (rice weevil), 2396 nucleotides. RefSeq names its product bone morphogenetic protein receptor type-1B (gene tkv). Bases 491 to 2002 code for a protein of 503 amino acids. Gene Ontology annotation, cellular component: signaling receptor complex; plasma membrane. Gene Ontology annotation, molecular function: ATP binding; SMAD binding; transforming growth factor beta receptor activity, type I. The record is from RefSeq and is a predicted model, not a curated record. NCBI's taxonomy places the organism in Eukaryota, Metazoa, Arthropoda, Insecta, Coleoptera, Curculionidae. The transcript has 3 exons. Gene Ontology annotation, biological process: BMP signaling pathway; protein phosphorylation; cellular response to growth factor stimulus.
GCCGCCUUCUAUAACAACCUGUAAUCCGCAGCCAAACCGCCAGUUGCUACGUGGAUACGGUAAACGUAGGACGCAAGUACGACGCUGCUCGAUAGCGCGCGCCCGAUCGAUCUUUUGACGUACGUAGUAAAUUUUUGGUCCUUCGAGCCAUUCUCGUCCCGUCGUCCUUUCUGAAGUUUUCCGGGGAUUCAGCGACAACAAAUGCCUUCGACGGUUGAUUCUGUUGCUGGAUUCAGCUCUAUCGGAUUCGGAUAAAAUUAUUUUUCAUAUAGAUGAAGAAAAAGAGAAUGAAAAGUUUCAAGUUUUCGUCGUUAUUGUUAUUUGCCAAUCAGUUUAAUUUCUAUCGAUAUCUGUGAUCUUAGUGAUAUAAGUAUUAUUAAUAAAAUAAGGGCCCGUACAAGUACAACAAGCAAAGUGCAACUCCGAUAUUGUGAUACCAGUAUUUCUUCUAUUCGAUUGUUGGAUAUUUAUUUUAAAGAUAGUCUACGCAAUGGCCAGAGGACGAAAGACUAGACGAAAUAAAGUGCGAAAGUGCUAUUGCGAAGGCCACUGUGCAAACAAUGUUGCCAAUGGAACCUGCGAAAUCAAAGGGGGUGGCAUGUGCUUCACCGAUGUCGAAGCGGUGAUCAAUGAAGAUGGGGAGGAAUUUCCCCUCAGACGGUAUGGAUGUCUUCCAGGGGAUGAAGGAACCCUUAUGCAGUGCAAAGGAGAUUUGGUUCCCCACAGCCAAAGCAAAUCCAUCCAGUGCUGCGACGACUCGGACUUCUGCAAUAGGAACCUGACGCCCAUGUACACCCCCCGUCCCACACCCGACAUACCCAGUUUCGGACCACAAGACAGCUUGCCAUUCAUAGUUCUCCUCACCUCAGUCACUUUCUGUCUAACCAUAUUUCUACUUUGUAUAGCCUUCGUUUACAUGAAGUACCGAAAGAAGGAAGCGCAGAGCAAGUAUAACGCUUAUUCGAAAAACUACCAUUCAGAGAAGUACCCCAACAUGGAGGUCCACGGACCUUUGGCCAGUUUAAUCGAGCAAUCCAGUGGUUCCGGUUCCGGUUUGCCCAUAUUAGUACAAAGAACCAUCUCGAAACAGAUCCAGAUGGUGGAUUCCGUGGGCAAGGGACGGUAUGGUGAAGUAUGGUUAGGAAGGUGGCGAGGUGAGAAUGUAGCUGUCAAAGUGUUUUUCACCACCGAAGAACAGAGCUGGUUCAGAGAGACGGAGAUAUAUCAGACUGUACUGAUGCGUCACGAAAAUAUUCUCGGAUUUAUAGCGGCGGAUAUCAAGGGAACGGGAAGUUGGACCCAGAUGCUGCUUAUAACGGACUAUCACGAGAACGGUUCCCUGUUCGACUUCCUCCAGAAUCACUGCCUGGACCCCAGUUCCCUCUUGGUCAUGGCUAAGAGCAUAUCCAGCGGACUGUGCCAUCUUCACACCGAAAUCUUCAGCACCCGAGGCAAACCCGCCAUAGCCCACCGUGACAUCAAGAGCAAAAACAUCCUCGUCAAACGCAACGGUGAGUGCUGCAUAGCCGACUUCGGUCUUGCCGUCAAGUACCUCAGCGACACGAAAGAAAUCGACGUACCUCCGAACGUUCGUAGCGGUACCCGUCGGUAUAUGGCGCCUGAACUCCUUGAUAAGUCCAUCAACGUGCACGACUUCGAAGCCCACAAGAAGGCGGACAUGUACGCUUUUAGUCUGGUGUUGUGGGAGAUGUCCAGGAGGUGUGCCACGGGGGAUAAGUUGAAGUGUAUCGACGACUACGCUGUGCCGUACUACGACUGCGUGCCCAGCGACCCCAGCUUCGAGGACAUGAUGCAAGUGGUGUGCGUGAAAAAGAUGCGGCCGCAGCUUCCGCAGCGCUGGGAGACGGAGGAUGUGCUCCUGGCCGUGUCGAAAAUAAUGCAGGAGUGUUGGCAUGCCAACCCCGACGUUCGGUUAACCUCGUUGCGAGUGAAAAAGACGCUUUCGAAGUUCGACCCGGACCUUAGUAUAAAGAUUGUGUAGUGUCUUGCGUAGGUUUUAGUCUAGAUUAGUGUAUAAAGUAACAAUUUUUCUUGUAAUAUUGCUCAUUAUUUUCUUGGAAUCAAACUUGCUUCCCAAAUAGCACUUAAUAUUUAUUUGACCUGAGUACCUGUUUUACUUAGAUCGUCUGGAUAUCUAACUAUCCGGUAUCCCCCUAUAUCCAAGAUAUAGAAUAUACCAUUUGAACAAUAUGUUUAGAAAUUUAUGCAUGUAGUGUAAAACUCAAGUAAAGAUAUCAACAUUAAAGAACUUCUAAUAUACAGUGUGGUCCGAACUGUAUUCCGGAAACUUUGGCAGCAUAUUCUGCAGAAAAAAAUAAGUAAAAAAGUUCCUAGUAUAAAUGUAUGUCCUAAAAUGAUUAGUUUCAGAGAUGGUG